GGCCUGGCCUUGGCCGAAGGAAGAUGGCAGCCUCCGGGAGCGGCUCCCUCGGCCGCGGUUUCGACAUAAGCUUGGCUGCUUUAAAGCAGCAGGACCCUUAUAUUCGCGGCAUCGUGGACGUCGCCAGCCAGGUGGCUCUGUACACCUUCAGUCAUGUGGCGAAUGAAUGGGAAAAGACGGAUGUGGAAGGAACAUUAUUUGUUUAUACGAGAUCUGCGUCCCCCAAGCAUGGAUUCACAAUUAUGAAUCGCCUUAGCAUGGAAAAUCGGACUGAGCCCAUCACUAAAGAUUUGGACUUUCAGCUUCAAGACCCCUUCCUGCUGUAUCGGAAUGCCAGAUUCUGCAUCUACGGAAUCUGGUUUUACGACAAAGAAGAAUGUAGAAGGCUCGCGGAGCUAAUGAAGAAUCUGACCCAACAGGAGCAGCUGAAAGCACAGCAGGGGGGUCCCACCGGGCUGUCGCCAAUGACCCUCAACUCAGCUGAAGUGAAGGAAGUAGACAUCUUGCAGAUGCUAACCAAAGCCAAGGAUGAGUAUACCAAAUGUAAGCCAAGUUCGGAGCCCAAGAUGAUGACCAGCUCGUCGGCCAUCUACAGCAACCCCAACCUGAUCAAACCCAUCGCAGUGAAACCCAGCGACCCAACGCAGCCGCCAGGCAAAUUUGGGGAUCCAGAGCCGCAGCAUUUAUCGCUCACCGCUCUGUUUGGGAAGCCAGACAAAGGCCAGGAGGCAGGGGCAGAACCGGCAGAGCCCACCAUGGUGCGCCCCCCUGUCGUACGGUCUCUUUCGUACGAGGAACCCAGCCAGAGUCGGGUCGCUGAGAACAGCGAGACCCAGCUGUGCCCCGCAAUCCAGAAAUUGAUGGUGAGGGGCCACAGCCUGCACCCCGUAUCCGAAAUCCCGGAAAACCGUCAGUGCCACAACGGGACCUUCCAUGGGGCAGGCAGCAUCCUCUCGGAUCUUUUCCAGCCCGUGGCACCCGGAGCCUCUUUCUCCAUCAAAGACCACGAAGGUGGGGAAAGCCUCUUGCAUAAGCUUCACGGUACCCAUGUAACAGUGCCCCAAAUGGACCUGGGCCCUCCUGCCCCUUCUUAUAGUUUCGCCCCUUCCCACAGUUUUUGUGGGCUGGGAUCUUCCGUGGCGGCAAAGGAUGUGGGGCCGUCGACUGUCGCGUAUUAUGACAGCUGCCUGCAAAGCCAAAGGACUUCGGCUCCGGCCCCCCAGUUACCGCUCUCGUCGCAGCCUCCCGCAGCUUCCGGGGCCAUCUCUCCGCAAGAGCUACUGAAGAAGCUGAACCUGGUGCGUCAGGAGCAACAGCUGCACUCCAGUCCGAGACCGGCCCUCGCGGCAAAGUUCCCCGUGGUUACCCAGAGCGGGGCGAAAACUCCCUGGGUAGAGAAAUUUCCUGGGACUGAAAAACACAAUACGCUGUUCCAGCAGGUAAUAUCUCCGCAGCGAAUCCCGGCUACAGUGUCCCCCGCUCUGCUAAUGUCCCCGCUCGUAUUCACCCAAGCGAGUGUUCAGAGCAGGCCGAGCGACGCAACAAAAGCACCGGCUUCCAAAGAGCCCUCAAACGGAACAUCUGGGCUGUUGUUACCCCCGGGGCCGCCAGAUGCCCCGGCCUGCAGUAGUAGCGCCGGUAACCAGAUCAGCAUUCUUACCAAAAGCCAGCUCAAGGGGACCCUGCUGCAUCUGAUCCAGAAUGAUGACAGCUUCCUGAACACUAUCUACGAGACCUACCUGUCUACGCUGGCGAGAGGGGGAAGCGUUGGAAGAAAAAUCUAAACUUCUGCUUCCCGCACCGAGAACGUUCCUUUCGUAUCCGUGGACUUGCGCGAUCGCAGCCGGC
Messenger RNA from Spea bombifrons (plains spadefoot toad), 1848 nucleotides. It is a transcript of the gene DCP1B, whose product is annotated as decapping mRNA 1B. The transcript is spliced from 9 exons. Gene Ontology annotation, cellular component: P-body. Lineage: Eukaryota; Metazoa; Chordata; Amphibia; Anura; Pelobatidae. Gene Ontology annotation, molecular function: enzyme activator activity; mRNA binding. The coding region runs from base 24 to 1784 and encodes 586 amino acids. Gene Ontology annotation, biological process: deadenylation-independent decapping of nuclear-transcribed mRNA; positive regulation of catalytic activity; deadenylation-dependent decapping of nuclear-transcribed mRNA. The record is from RefSeq and is a predicted model, not a curated record.